CGGGCGGGGUCUUAGGCCAGAAGCGAGCCGGCGGCCUGAGCAGGCGACUGACUGAGCGCACACCGGGAGAGCCAGGAGGUGCGGCGGAGCGAAGAGGCCCUGAUCUGACAGAUACUCGGCGCGGCGAGGACAGCGAGCGAGCGGACGGGCGAGUGCGGGGCUCAGCCAUGAUCACCUCAGCGGCUGGAAUUAUUUCUCUUCUGGAUGAAGAAGAACCACAGCUUAAGGAAUUUGCACUACACAAAUUGAAUGCAGUUGUCAAUGACUUCUGGGCAGAAAUUUCUGAGUCUGUAGACAAAAUAGAAGUUUUGUAUGAAGAUGAAGGUUUCCGGAGUCGGCAGUUUGCAGCCUUGGUGGCAUCUAAAGUAUUUUAUCACCUGGGGGCUUUUGAGGAGUCUCUGAAUUACGCUUUGGGAGCAGGUGACCUCUUCAAUGUUAAUGAUAACUCAGAAUAUGUGGAGACUAUUAUAGCAAAAUGCAUUGAUCACUAUACCAAGCAGUGUGUGGAGAAUGCAGAUUUGCCUGAAGGAGAAAAGAAACAAAUUGACCAGAGAUUGGAAGGCAUCGUGAAUAAAAUGUUCCAGCGAUGUCUAGAUGAUCACAAGUAUAAGCAGGCUGUCGGCAUUGCUUUGGAAACUCGGAGACUAGACAUCUUUGAGAAGACCGUACUGGAGUCGAAUGAUGUCCCAGGAAUGCUAGCGUAUAGCCUCAAGCUCUGCAUGUCUUUAAUGCAGAAUAAACAGUUUCGGAAUAAAGUACUAAGAGUUCUGGUUAAAAUAUACAUGAACUUGGAGAAACCUGAUUUCAUCAAUGUUUGUCAGUGCUUAAUUUUCUUAGAUGAUCCUCAGGCCGUGAGUGAUAUCUUAGAAAAACUGGUGAAGGAAGACAACCUUCUGAUGGCUUAUCAGAUUUGUUUUGAUUUAUAUGAAAGUGCUAGCCAGCAAUUUUUGUCAUCUGUAAUCCAGAAUCUUCGAACUGUUGGGACUCCUAUUGCUUCUGUGCCUGGAUCCACCAAUACGGGUACUGUUCCAGGAUCAGAGAAAGACAGUGACUCAAUGGAAACAGAAGAUAAGACAGGCAAUGCACUGGUAGGAAAAACCCCCGAUGUGAGUCCAGAACCCAAGGACCAGACUUUGAAAAUGAUUAAAAUUUUAAGCGGUGAAAUGGCUAUUGAGUUACAUCUGCAGUUCCUAAUACGAAAUAAUAAUACAGACCUCAUGAUUCUAAAAAACACAAAGGAUGCAGUACGAAAUUCUGUAUGUCACACAGCAACUGUUAUAGCAAACUCUUUUAUGCACUGUGGAACUACCAGCGACCAGUUUCUUAGAGAUAACUUGGAAUGGUUGGCCAGAGCCACUAACUGGGCAAAAUUUACUGCUACAGCCAGUUUGGGUGUAAUUCAUAAGGGUCACGAGAAGGAAGCAUUACAGUUAAUGGCAACAUACCUUCCCAAAGACACUUCUCCAGGAUCAGCCUAUCAGGAAGGUGGAGGUCUUUAUGCAUUGGGUCUCAUUCAUGCCAAUCAUGGUGGUGACAUAAUUGACUAUCUGCUUAAUCAGCUCAAGAAUGCCAGCAAUGAUAUCGUUCGACAUGGAGGCAGUCUGGGCCUUGGUUUGGCUGCCAUGGGAACCGCACGCCAGGAUGUGUAUGAUUUGUUGAAAACAAACCUUUACCAGGAUGAUGCAGUGACAGGAGAAGCAGCUGGCCUGGCUCUAGGUUUGGUUAUGUUGGGCUCUAAAAAUGCCCAGGCUAUUGAGGACAUGGUUGGCUAUGCACAAGAAACUCAACAUGAGAAGAUUCUGCGUGGUCUUGCAGUUGGCAUUGCAUUAGUGAUGUAUGGGAGGAUGGAAGAGGCUGAUGCUCUCAUUGAAUCUCUCUGUCGUGAUAAGGAUCCAAUUCUUCGAAGGUCUGGAAUGUAUACUGUAGCGAUGGCUUAUUGUGGCUCUGGUAACAACAAAGCUAUUCGACGCCUGCUACAUGUUGCUGUAAGUGAUGUUAAUGAUGAUGUCAGGAGGGCAGCAGUAGAAUCACUUGGGUUCAUUCUAUUCAGGUAAUAAUUUCUGAUUCUGAUUCUAUUCAUUUUCCAUUUCUUUUCUGUAGUCAACUGAAGAAUAAUCAAGUACUUGAGGAAUAUUAUCUAGGUUCAGAGUACGAGCCAU
Molecule: messenger RNA, 2159 nt
Organism: Castor canadensis (American beaver)
Lineage: Eukaryota; Metazoa; Chordata; Mammalia; Rodentia; Castoridae
Gene: Psmd1
Product: proteasome 26S subunit, non-ATPase 1
Biological process (GO): proteasome-mediated ubiquitin-dependent protein catabolic process; regulation of protein catabolic process
Cellular component (GO): nucleus; proteasome storage granule; proteasome regulatory particle, base subcomplex
Molecular function (GO): enzyme regulator activity
Source: RefSeq, a predicted model, not a curated record